Pyricularia oryzae 70-15 is the source of this 1929-nucleotide messenger RNA. RefSeq names its product arylsulfatase. Gene Ontology annotation, molecular function: arylsulfatase activity. The transcript is spliced from 2 exons. The coding region runs from base 86 to 1789 and encodes 567 amino acids. Lineage: Eukaryota; Fungi; Ascomycota; Sordariomycetes; Magnaporthales; Pyriculariaceae. The record is from RefSeq and is a predicted model, not a curated record.
CGUCAUCAACGAAUCCCAAGGUAGCUGGUCCAUCGGCUCAUCCACCUUUGAUAUACCACCAGCAGCAACUCGCCAGACAACACAAAUGUCCUCCCCGGCCACCAAAAGACCAAAAUUUCUCAUAAUCGUCGCAGACGAUCUGGGCUACAGCGACACGAGCCCAUUCGGCGGCGAGAUCAACACGCCAAACCUGGCACGGCUCGUCUCCGACGGCAAUGGACGGCUGUUGACCAACUUCCACACGGCUUCGGCCUGCUCGCCGACGCGAUCCAUGCUCUUCUCCGGCACCGACAACCACAUCGCCGGCCUGGGCCAGAUGGCUGAGAACAUGCGCGCCCACGCGGACCUGUACAGGGACAAGCCGGGCUACGAAGGUUAUUUGAAUUUCCGAGUCGCUGCGCUCUCGGAAGUUUUUCAGGAUGCCGGGUACCAGACCUUGAUGACGGGCAAGUGGCAUCUCGGUCUGACUCGCGAGACCUCGCCUCACGCACGUGGUUUUGAAAGAUCUCAUGUCUUUCUCUCCGGCUGCCACAACCAUUACAAUUUCGAGCCGCAGCUAGAGGAUCCCGCCCACGGGCUUGGGGACGUGAUUAGUCAGGCGAAAUUCUGGAUGGAGGACGAUCGGUUCCUUGACAGAACCAAGGACCUCCCCAAAGAUUUCUACUCGUCCACCUUUUACGGCAACAAGAUGGCCCAGUACCUCCGAGAGCGCGCCGGGUCCGACAGGCCAUUCUUUGCCUAUCUGCCCUUCACGGCCCCGCACUGGCCCCUGCAGGCGCCGGCCGACCUGGUCGCCAAGUACAAGGGCGUCUACGACGACGGACCGAGCGCGCUGCGGGCCCGGAGGCUCGAGAGGUUGGUCGAGUUGGGGAUCGUCAAGGCCGGAACGGAACCGGCGCCGAUGGUCGGCCGCAAGAUCCGGGUUUGGGACGAGUUGUCGGCGCAGGAAAAGGCCGAAUCUGCCAAAAAGAUGGAAGUGUAUGCUGCCAUGGUCGACGGCAUGGACGCGGCCAUCGGAACGGUGCUCGACCAGCUCGAGGCCGAUGGCGAAUUGGACAAUACGUUUGUUUUGUUCAUGAGCGACAACGGGGCCGAGGGCGCGAUGCUCGAGGCGCUGCCGAUGAUGGGUGGGGGGAAGAGCUUUGCGCAGAUCCUGGACACGUAUUACGAUAACCGGCUGGAAAACAUGGGCAACAAGGACAGCUACAUUUGGUACGGCCCAGAAUGGGCUUGCGCGAGCAUGGCGCCGAGCAGAGGGUUCAAAACGUGGAUUACAGGAGGCGGCAUCCGCUGUCCCUGUAUCGUGCGGUACCCAGGAUCCGGCCGGGGGCAGGCGCAGAGCAGAGAAAAAUCGCAGCCGACCCCCACGACGGACUCGUUCGCUACCGUCAUGGAUAUCUUUCCAACACUGUGCGAGCUGGCGGGCGUCCCCCUGCCCGAAAAGACGUUCCGCAGCCGAGAGGUCGUGCCGGUAAGGGGUUCCUCGUGGGUGCCGCACCUUUCAGGUGCGACGGGCAGCUUCCACGACGAGGAGCAGCACAUCACCGGGUGGGAGUUGUUUGGACAGCGGGCGAUUCGACAGGGACCGUGGAAAGCAGUGUGGAUGACGGAGCCGAGAGGAAAGGAGAAGUGGGAACUGUACAACGUCGAGCGGGACCCAGGGGAGCUUCACGAUGCUGCGGAGUCGGAGCCGGAGUUGCUGGAAAAGAUGAUUGAGCACUGGGAGACGUACCUCGCCGAGACGGGGCUGUAUGAUCCAGGCGUCACAUCUGCGUUUACGAAGCUGUGAGCUCCCGGGUGUCAGCAAGCAAGGUAGUCGAAACGUACAAAGUAGGUAAUACAGGGCACGUGGUUGCCGAUCCGAAUCAUACACCAAUGACAACCCUCCAUGGUGACUGCGGCUCCCUCGCCGCAUCCAUAGAAUGCCUC